AUGCCCCCAACCCACACCGGCGGCUGCGAAUGCGGCGCCGUCAGAUACGCCUUCGCCAGCGCCCCCGUCCACGUCUCCCUCUGCCACUGCGCCUCCUGCAAGCGCAGCACCGGCUCCACGCACACGCACACGCUCAUCAUCCCCGCCGCGUCUUUUACCCCCAACACGACCGCGAACACGAACACGACCAACACCGACAGUAACAACGACACCAACCACACCGCCAAAAUCUACACUCGCACCAGCGACUCCGGCCGCGAGGUACGCAGCCACUUCUGCGGCGCGUGCGGGACGACCAUGUGGGCGGAGAGCGAUGUGGGCGCGGCCGCUGGGGGCGCGGCCGCGGGCGGGACGGACGGCGGUGGCGGCGUGCUGGCGGUGCGGGCGGGGACGCUGGACGACUUGGGGCUGAACGAGAAGGAGGGGUGGCGGCCGGGGACGGAGCUGUACUGUCGGGACAGGUAUGGGUGGAUGCGGGAGGUUGGGGGAGCGAGGGCGUUUGAGGGGAUGAUGGAGGGAGAGGGGGAUUUGGUGAGGGAGGCGUUGAGUUCUGGAGGAAAGAAGGGCGGCAGCGAUUCGGAGUGA
Diplodia corticola is the source of this 585-nucleotide messenger RNA. Its product is annotated as aldehyde-activating protein. Gene Ontology annotation, molecular function: carbon-sulfur lyase activity. The coding region runs from base 1 to 585 and encodes 194 amino acids. The record is from RefSeq and is a predicted model, not a curated record. The transcript has a single exon. NCBI's taxonomy places the organism in Eukaryota, Fungi, Ascomycota, Dothideomycetes, Botryosphaeriales, Botryosphaeriaceae.